Molecule: messenger RNA, 1290 nt
Organism: Megalopta genalis
Lineage: Eukaryota; Metazoa; Arthropoda; Insecta; Hymenoptera; Halictidae
Gene: Lsm11
Product: U6 snRNA-associated Sm-like protein LSm11
Biological process (GO): mRNA 3'-end processing by stem-loop binding and cleavage
Cellular component (GO): U7 snRNP
Molecular function (GO): U7 snRNA binding
Source: RefSeq, a predicted model, not a curated record
AUGGCAGACGCCGACGGCAGCUCGUCCGACGAGAGCUUGGACAUCACGAGUGACAAAUUCGAUCCUCUGAAAGCCCUGUACACACCGAAAUUAUUGCUGACGAACCUAACGGCCCCGUUGUACGACAAUGUCUCCAAGUUCGAGUCGGUUAUGUCCGGCAUGUCCGGUAAAUCGAAAAAGAAAAAUGUGGCGGCUGACGUCGGGCAAGGGGAAAGUUCGAGGCAACGAUUUUUACCCCAUCAAGAACCAGUGGUCGGUGGCAAACGGAUCUCAGAAGGGCGGAACGUCCUCGUGAAAAUGCAGAACGCCCUCGGACCGCUCGGCGUGCUCUACGAUUGCAUGGAGAAACGGACGCGAGUCAAGGUCUACACCAGGAACGCGAGCGGCAUAAGGGGACACGUGGAGGCAUACGUGGCCGCCUUCGACAAGCACUGGAACCUCGCGCUCGAGGACUGCUUCGAGGUUUGGACCCGCAAAGUCAAGAGGAAAGCGCCUGCCCUCGGUAGGCCGAGCGCGACGACAGCGGCCGAUGAAUCCGCGCCCAAAGUGGUCGUGACGAAGAUCGAGGGAAAGAGGGAGACCUUGGAGAGACACGUGCCGCAAAUGCUGCUGAGGGGCGAGCAUGUCGCUAUAAUCGUCAAAACCAAUUGAGCCGGUGAAUACGGCCUAUAGCUGCGGACGGGAGAGCGGAUGGCUGCGACGUCUCCAGCGAACUGCAGCUUGCAGCGCACCGAUCAAACACAUCCGACGCUCGCCAAAGACUUCCUUCGCUAUUUUCCGCGUCGAAUCGAGCUUAACCCUUUGCACUCGAGCGGUGACUCUCACCAUUAACACAUUUGUUAUAGCAUAUUCCAAGAUAAUUUUUAUGUUAACAAUGUUUACAUUUAAGAAAUUGUUAAUAGCGUAACUGUGUUGUACGAGUCACCGCAAGAGUCGAUUUCGUAUGCAUAAAGUGCACUUUAUUCAUAUAAAAUGGAAAUACUGUAAGACGGAAAGAUUAUUUUAGGUUUACGGUUAAAAUAUAGCUUCGAGUGCAAAGGGUUAAGUGCUUCAGAUACGUUGAAUCUCGCGAGAUCUAUCCGCGAUUCUACUCGAUCACAUUUACCAAAAUUUUUUACGCCAUUUUUUAACGUAUCGCUGGAUAAAAAUAAUAAUAAUAAUAAUAAUAAUAAUGGUAUAAAUUUAUUGACGCUAACGGGAAAGAUCCUUCGUCACAUAGUAAAAGAUAAUGUGCAAAAUGAUACACGAAGAAUGAAGAAAUAAAGAAACAAGGAAAUAAUAAAACAGAAA